This is a messenger RNA of Gigantopelta aegis, 5416 nucleotides long. RefSeq names its product thioredoxin reductase 1, cytoplasmic-like. Bases 166 to 1956 code for a protein of 596 amino acids. The transcript has 19 exons. Gene Ontology annotation, cellular component: cytosol; mitochondrion. Gene Ontology annotation, biological process: cellular response to oxidative stress; glutathione metabolic process; cell redox homeostasis. Gene Ontology annotation, molecular function: glutathione-disulfide reductase (NADPH) activity; thioredoxin-disulfide reductase (NADPH) activity; flavin adenine dinucleotide binding. The record is from RefSeq and is a predicted model, not a curated record. Lineage: Eukaryota; Metazoa; Mollusca; Gastropoda; Neomphalida; Peltospiridae.
CCUAAAACUAGUCAUAUUCCGCGAAAAUCCAGGCAGUCAUGUGUGAAGUUCAGUGGUUAGUGGUUUGAUUGCGUGUAGCUUACGGUGACAUUCGGAUAUUGGGGUUUCAUUUGAAUAUUCAUCAUUAAGCGCUCUGGUUCUCCGCUACAGACAACUGGCAGCAAAAUGCCUCCUGUCGGCUCAUUGGACGACAUUAAGUCGGAGAUUAAUAAACAAGUUGCUGCGAAUCAUGUGAUGGUCUUCAGCAAGAAAACAUGUCCAUUUUGUUUGAAGGUAAAGGAUCUCUUCAAGAGUCUAAAUGUUGAAUAUACUGCUUUGGAAAUAGACACAUUAAAAAAUGUGAGCCAGUAUGGAAAAGUUCUCCAAGAAAUGACGGGAAGACAAACGGUGCCAAACAUUUUUAUUGGUGGAAAAUAUAUAGGUGGUUGUGAUGAAAUUCUGAAGCUUCAUGCGGAGAACAAGUUGUUACCGCUGAUCCAGCAGAGUGGCGACUAUGAUUACGAUCUGAUCGUGAUUGGUGGUGGCUCAGGGGGAUUAGCGGCAGCCAAGGAAGCUGCUGGACUAGGGAAGAAAGUUGCUUUGUUAGAUUUCGUACAACCCAGUCCCAAAGGAACAUCAUGGGGUUUGGGAGGAACAUGUGUGAAUGUUGGGUGCAUUCCAAAAAAGCUUAUGCAUCGAGCAGCUCUACUGGGCGAAGAGUUUCAUGACUCAAACUCCUUUGGUUGGGAUACUAACGCAGAUGGAAUAAAACACAAAUGGAAUGAGAUGGUGCAAGGCAUCCAGGACCACAUCGGAUCUCUGAACUGGAACUACAGAGUCCAACUCCGAGAUAAAGAUGUCAACUAUGUGAACGCAUACGGAGAGUUCAUUGGUCCUCACAAGAUAAAGGCAACCAACAAGAGAGGAAAGGUUCAGGAAAUGACAGCUCAACAUUUUAUCGUAGCAACAGGUGAACGACCACGAUACCCAGAUAUAGAAGGUGUGAAGGAAUUUGCAAUUACCAGUGACGACUUGUUCAGUCUGCCGUACUGUCCUGGGAAGACGCUGUGUGUCGGCGCUUCCUACGUGUCCCUGGAAUGUGCCGGCUUUCUGGCUGGUCUGGGCCUCGAUGUGACCGUCAUGGUGCGGUCAAUCCUGCUGCGAGGCUUCGAUCAGCAGAUGGCAGAGAAAAUUGGGGAUGCCAUGGCUAUGCACAAAGUGAACUUCAUCCGAGGAGCCGUCCCAUGCAAGAUUGAGAAACUGGAAGAUGGUGAGCCAGGGAAGUAUCGUGUGACAUCCAAAAGGACAGAUGGUCGUAUGAUCACUGGAGAAUACAACACUAUUCUCUAUGCAAUUGGCCGAGAUCCAUGUACGUCUGGUAUAGGGCUGGAAACAGUGGGGGUGAAAAUUAACCCAAAAAAUGGCCGAGUUAUAGUAGACGACCAUGAGAGGACGAGUGUACCACACAUCUACGCUGUCGGGGAUAUUCUCGACGCCCGACUACAGCUCACACCGGUUGCCAUACAGGCGGGGCGACUGCUCGUGCAGAGGUUGUACAGCGGCUCAACCACACUGUGUGAUUAUAUAAACGUUCCGACCACAGUUUUCACGCCUGUUGAGUACGGAAGUAUAGGAUACUCUGAAGAGGCAGCUAUUGAAAAGUUUGGAAUAGACAAUCUUGAGGUUUACCACACAACAUUCUUUCCUCUGGAGUGGACUCUACCAAAGAGAGAUGCCAACACGUGUUACGCAAAGCUCAUCUGCCAUAUACCAGAAAAGGAGAGAGUGAUAGGUUUCCAUGUUUUAAGCCCUAACGCAGGGGAGAUUACUCAAGGAUAUGCUAUUGCAAUGAAGAAAGGUGCAACAAAGGCCGAUUUCGACAACACUAUAGGAAUCCAUCCAACCUGCUCAGAAACGUUCAUGACAUUGUCUGUGACGAAGAGGAGUGGGGAGGAGCUGGUGGUUGGAGGUUGCUGAGGUUAACUCCCUGCUGUCUCACCCCACAAACCAAGUUACUAAUCCAGUACAACCACGCCUUCUCAUAGACAACAUUUUAACAAGUGGAAAUAAUUUGUGACUAUUGUUUGGGUUUUUAAAUUAUUAUUAUUUAGGAAAUACAAUUUGUGUGUUUUCUUUGUUCAGUUUAAUGAGUUUUGUUGGAAGAACAUUUGGAAAAGUAAUUCAUAUUAAUAAUGACAGUACAGUUUUGAGUACUAAAUGAAGAUCUCCAAGAAGAAGAAAUAAAGAGACUCUUGUUCUUUCCAGUAUUGGUAUCGUUGGAUUUACUCUGUUUGGUUUGUUUGGUACAGUUUUCAAAGUUCUUCUGUAAGUAUGCUGAUAAAGUUUUGUGAAUCUACUGAAAAAGAUCCAAGAAAAAAAAAUCAGUACUUUCUAAAAUAUGGAAAUCAUAGUGCCAGCUCAGUCUGUUUUGAUCAUUUGUUGAUUAAAUCAUACGAGGAAUAUUUUUGUGUAUCAUCUGACAAUUCAAAUAUCAAGUAGAUCUUUUUAUAUCAUGAAUAAUAUAUAAUUAUUUAUUCAUUCAGUUUCACUUGUGUUUGAAAUAAUAAGACUGUUUUGUACUGGAUGAAAAAUGAACUUGGUUGUGGGUGACAGCAGGGACGGAAGAAGGAGGGGUGUGUUGGAUUGUUUGGUACUAGUGUAGUACGACUAUGACGGCCAGGUCCGUAAACCAGUAACCUGGGAGGACACGGCUUGACGACACAGUUCAACACACCCAGUCGACAGUGAUGCAAGUCACACAAGAACACAUCAGAUAAUGAUGGUCAAUGGGGGAGGGGAGCAGACUUUUGUUUUUGAAAAACCGAGGAGCAUGAAAAGUCACUGCUCAAAUUAUUGAAAUCUGCGUUCACAAACAACUGAAGACUCGUUCUUGUCAUGCCUCAAUUUGAUGCAGUGUGGGAUUUGAGAACAGGAACACAAUCUAAAAUUUUGUAACAUAUACAGAAAAAUGUCCAGGAAUAGCAAACUACACUCAUGAGAAGUGCAAUUUGUCCAGAUAAGGGGUGAAAUAUUUCACACCCCUCAGAUUGAAUUUGGGGGUGCCAUAUUUCACACUUGUCCGAUUGAAUUUGGGGUGCAAUAUUUCACACCUGUCCAAUUGAAUUUGGGGUGCAAUAUUUCACACCCGUCUGAUUGAAUUUGGGGGUGCAGUAUUUCACACCUGUCCGAUUGAAUUUGGGGUGCAAUAUUUCACACCCGUCUGAUUGAAUUUGGGGUGCAAUAUUUCACACCCGUCUGAUUGAAUUUGGGGGUGCCCACAAAGGCAUAUAUCAUGCUUGCGCUUCUUGAAAACAAAAGUCUGUGAUAGAGGAUAUUUGUUUGUACACAUUUCCUAUAAUGCUUUUGCCAUAAAGAAUUGUUUGUCCUGUUAGUGUGCAGUUUUGUUUCCUGAUUAUAGUCAGGUUAUUGUGAUACAUAUAUAUAUAUGUAUGUUAUAAAUAUUUUUAAUAGGCGUGCAUUAAAAUUGUUUCACUAUCACUGGUAAGCAGUUAACACUAUGUAAACCAGUUGGUUGAAACAUCUGUUAUUCACAAGGAGCGUGCUAUUUUUUUACUUUCUGUGUUAUAUGCACUAUUAAAUCUUGUUUAAAUAGUCUAUGGAAUCUACAAACAGUUUAUAGAUACAUGCAGUUUAUGUUAGUCUGAACAUGUAACCACACUUUAUAUGUGACUAGCUAAAGCUAAUUUUAUAUUUAAAAAUAAACAAUAAAUGUAUGCCAUUUGAGCUAUAAAUGCAAUAAUAUUCUUGUAGUUUCAUUUUGUGCAUGGAUUGACAUGCUUUUUUAUUUAUUUAUUUCACUUCAUUAUAACUUGAUAUUUAGUGCCUAAUAAUCAACCUCCACCACCUGGGCUGUUUGUCGAGAACAGUGAAUGGUUAAUGACCAGGUGUUGAUGCUCGGUGAGAGACGUUCAUACAGUGACACCAUUGAGACAUUAAAGCUCAACUAGGAUUUGAUCCUGCAGCCUUCCAGUCUUAAUACAAGUGGUUAAGCACGACACCACAGAGAUCAUAUUGGUGUAUUAAGAUUGAAAUAAUUAAUUAGUAUUUCCUGUACUUGAAAAUAUCAGACAAGACAGCAUGUGAUCAAUUCAGGUUUUAACUUCAGGGUGACCUUAAAACACAGGUCACGACAAUUGUAAGUUUUUAUUGUAAAGUAUAUAAAGCUUGCUUCCAGUUUCAACAAUUAUUAAGCCUUUGUCAAAAAAUAAUUGUAUCUUAGAUCUGAUGUGUGACAUUAUUGAAUGCUCUAACAGACGUUGCCAAUUGUAGCAUACAUUAACAGAUGUGCGAAAUUGUAGAAUGCACUAAAAGUAAAGAUUAUCAGUCUUGUGUUACAAAAUGUACACUAUCCAAUAAGUAUACACUAUUAUAUAACAUGUCUGCAGCAAUGGUUAAUUUAUAGUCUUGUCCCCCUGAUGUGUAAUAUUAGUAAAUGCAAACUACAGACUACAGUUUCAACAACUGAAAUGUGUUUUCAUUAUCAGCUUAUAUCAUCUAUGGUCUUGAUAUGGCACAUGCCUGUUGCCUUUUUACAUAUUAUAGCUUUGCAAAAUACCACCCAUCUUUAUCUUGUUGCGUUUUUGGUCUCUUACUAUUGCUUAGAUAUGUAUGUUAGUAUUGACAGAUAUAUGCACAUGAUAGGAAAAUAACAUUCUGAAGAAAAAAUAAUAAGUCGUAAUAUUCGUGUUUUUUACCAAGUGUAUUCAGGUGAACGAUUGCUGCCAGGUGAUAAAUUUGGUAUGCAUGAUAUUGAAUCGAUUGUGAGCACUUCUAAAAUGCUAAAAGUAUAGUGUGAAAUAGACACAUAUAUGCUUUCUGUUUAUAGACCAAACAUUACAUAGAAAUCAUGUUAAAGCAGUCUAAGAAAAAAGAAGAGUGCAGUGCAUUGAAAAAAUGCCUUUAAAAAUAACUGAUUUUGGUGAUAGUUUUUGAGAAUAAUUUGUAAAAGAUUGGGCCAAAUUAGUCCCCAUAAUAACCUUAAGGCACAGUAGUAUAGGAUACAAGCUCCAUGUUUGUCUCAAAAUAAGGUUUUAACAAAAAUUAAAUUAACUUGGGUUGUUGGACUACGCAAAACAAUUUCAUCAAUUUAAAGUUCAAAUUUUUUUUCUAGCGAUGUCCAUAUGAUGCCACUUGACAUGAAUUAAAUAAAAAUUUAAUGCAGGUAUUUCCAGGUAAUAUUUUGUUGAGCUGUUCAUUAGUUAGCACGGUCUGUUCUGCUAUACUUUUAAGCCCACAUGAAUCAGAUUAUCAAUUUGAAUAUGUUAAUUUUAAAUUCAAGGUUGUUAAGUUUUGAAACAUCCAAUUAUGUUUACAUUAUGUAUUCUCAGAAUGUACAUUUAUUCCAGUGGUACAUGUUUUAUACAGGUCUUGCAUUCUCACCAAUACAUGUGCUGAAAUCCAAUAAAGUAUGAUUCAA